Carassius carassius (crucian carp) is the source of this 1419-nucleotide messenger RNA. RefSeq lists its product as uncharacterized. The transcript has 4 exons. NCBI's taxonomy places the organism in Eukaryota, Metazoa, Chordata, Actinopteri, Cypriniformes, Cyprinidae. The record is from RefSeq and is a predicted model, not a curated record. Bases 811 to 1419 code for a protein of 202 amino acids.
AACAGCCAGUAGGCGCCAGCAGUGAGCGUUUAAUGAGUGAGUCACUGAGUUGUUCAUUCAAGCGAUUCGUUCAAACGGCUGAUUCAUCAGAUGUUUAUGCAUGAGCUACUGAAUCAUUGACUCAACCGAUUCGUUCAGAACAGGGAAAUAUUCAGGAAUGAAUCGGCUGUUUUCCGUGAGGUGCGGGGUUCCGCCUAAAAUGUAAGUGACCUAAUAUUAUUGUAAUUGCUUAUUGAACUGUUUAUUGUUCUAUUAAACAGUCGUAAUGGUGAAAAUGUUGUGUGAUGUUGCAUAACUAACUGUAUUUUAAAUAUAAAAACUUUUCAUUUAGAUUUUUUACCUCAGCAUGCUUAACUUAACUUUACUUGUCUGGCAUUAAUGAAGCGUUAAUGUCGAGCCUCGGAGUCUCUGUGCGGGGAUUAAACCCCGGACGGCACCGGCCCAAUUUAAACCCGGGUUACCACUGUUUACGAGAAUAUAAGAGGCCGUCUGUUUUCUUCUGUUUCUUUAUCGCUUUAAGGUGUCAUAAAAUUGAUAAAACUGCUAUACUUACAACCCACGAUGUACACGAUACAACAAAUUGUCGUUAGCAUUGAACAUCAUUGGAUAUGAAUGUUAUCGUUUGAAAAGACCAGAUGACGUAAUUUUUUUUUUUGUAUGCCAUUAUGCGCGGGAAUUUAUGACGUCACAAUUCGGCCAUGAAGGUAUAUAAAGGCAUGAAAAUCACUUGCUCAUUUUGUGCUUUGAAGUCUUGGGAGUAACAUAACAUUAUUUGGUAGCGACUCUUAGCGACUGACAAACGGUGUUAUCAUGGGACUGCUUUCAAGACUAAAAAAAGCAACUGGUUUGGAGUGUGUAGGAGAACCCUGUGUACACCCCAAAGACUCCCCCAUCAUGACGGAGAACCAUCAACCGGCGCCGGUUGGUGCUCUUGAGACCGAUGAAGGGAGAACGACGAAGAGCUUCUGGAAGUGGGCCGCUCUUCACUUUCCUUCCCGCAGAAAGGGAACAUAUGACCUGGCCAAAGCCGAGGAGAAAUACGGGACAGAGGCGGAAACACAGUGGAGAGAUAGCGAUGAUCCAGCUCCUGAAGACCUCCUUGCUGCUGAGGAACAGCAGAAACACAGAGUCCUGGACAAGAACCAGAGUGAACUCUGUGUACAUCCCAAAGACGGCCCCAUCACAUCAGAGAGCCGUCAUCCUCAUCUGUCUGUUAGUGCUGCUGAGAUUGAUGGAGGAAGAGAGAAGGAAGGGAGAGAGGAGAAGAAGAAGAGCUUCUGGAAGUGGCCUGCUCUUCACUUUCCUUGCAGUGGAGCUGGAACAUAUGAUCUGGCCGAAGUGGAAGAGAAAUACUGGACAGAGGCGGGAAUGCACUGGAGAGAUAGCGAUGCAGAAACACAGAGUCCUGGACAAGAGUAA